AUGACUCUGAAGCUCUGGACGUCACCACUGUCGUGGAACUGCCUGCGAACUGAGCUUGUGCUGGCCGAGAAAGGGAUCGAUGAUGUCGUCAGCAUCCCUGCCGACCUCAUCGGAGGGAAACACAAGACCGAAGACUUUCGCGAAAAGUCCAUCUUCGGGAGGGUCCCACUGCUAGAGGACGGCAACAUCGUGAUCUUCGAGUCUCGCGCAAUCGCCCGCUAUCUGUGCCUGAAGUACGCGGACGUCGGCCAGGGAUUGAUGCCAGAGAGCACCGACGCCGAAACGAAGGGCGUCUGGGAGAUGUGGUUGACUCUCGAGGCAAUCGAGUUCGACAGCCACGUCGUCCCUGUUAUUAGCGAGACACUCAUUCGACCGUACGCCUCUCCUUUCCCAUAUUACCACGUCCUUCUUCCCCCAGUCGGGACACCACCGAACAGCGUAUUAGGAAAAGCCACGGAUGAAGCAGUCGUUGCAAGACACAAGCCGAAACUACUCGACUGUCUGGACGUGCUCGACAAGGUUCUGUCAAAGACGGCAUACAUGGGAGGGGGCGAGUACAGUCUGGUCGACAUCUUCUACAUGCCGUGCAUGUUCACUGUCAGCCGGUGCCUUGAUAUUUUCGACGGCAGGCCCCACCUGAAGAAAUGGUGGGAGACCGUCAGUGCCCGGGAGGCGUGGAAGAAGACCGUCAAGCCGCUGGACGAUGGCUACACCCAGAUGAUCCCGGCGUGGAGCAAGUAA
This is a messenger RNA of Fonsecaea erecta, 741 nucleotides long. RefSeq lists its product as hypothetical. The transcript has 3 exons. Gene Ontology annotation, cellular component: cytoplasm. Lineage: Eukaryota; Fungi; Ascomycota; Eurotiomycetes; Chaetothyriales; Herpotrichiellaceae. The coding region runs from base 1 to 741 and encodes 246 amino acids. Gene Ontology annotation, molecular function: glutathione binding; glutathione transferase activity. The record is from RefSeq and is a predicted model, not a curated record.